AUGCCUCGAUACUCUAGCUCCGUUGAUGGCGCGGAAUUGUUUUAUCGCGACUACGCACCAGAAGGCAGACCUCCCGUGCUUGCAACAGGACUGCCUCAGGCAGCCAGGAGCCUAACUCUGGUCCUUCUUCACCAAUGGCCUCUCUCAUCUCGCAUGUACGACCCGAUCCUGCUGCCACUUUGCGAGACCCACGGAUACCGUGUUAUUGCCCCUGAUAGGCGAGGUUUUGGUAAGAGCGAGUGGGCUGGACAUGAUUCCACGGCUACCAUUGGCUACAAAGAGCUGGGGCAAGACUUGUCGGGUCUGUUGGAGAGAAUCCAGCCAGGGCCUUUUGUCCUUGUCGCUACCAGCAUGAGCACGGGUGAGGCGCUUUUGGCGUAUCUUAACAGCUCCUAUAUACAGGAAAACUGUCAGUCACCCCAAAAUCCCAAGGCUCCGCCACAGAGCGUAUGGGAUUCAACUCUCAUGGCCAUAAGACAAGAUAGGCCUAACUUUAUCGCCAACGGCUUCAGGGGGCCUUUUGGAGUUGGAACAUCAGGUUCGGUCACCGAGAAGCAGAUUGCGUUUUUCGAGAAUAUCUUCUUCGAGAAUGAUCCUAUCGCCCUUGAACGCUGCCUACGAAUCUAUACUUGCGAGGACCUGUCUGAGCAGAUCAAGAGGUUCGGGCAAAUCUUUCAGAAACCUUUUCUCCUUAUUCACGGGGGAGGCGACGGUGGAGUGCCCGCCGAAGUGAGCGCAGAACUUGUUCAGAAGUCAGUGCCUGGAGCGAAGCUGACUAUAUAUGAAGAAGGAGGACAUGUGCUGGUCCUUAAUUAUGCGGACCGUCUUUUAGACGACAUUGUAAACUUUGUAGAGAAAGUCGCGGGACGGAAUUAA
Fusarium oxysporum Fo47 is the source of this 876-nucleotide messenger RNA. RefSeq names its product Alpha/Beta hydrolase protein. Gene Ontology annotation, molecular function: catalytic activity. Bases 1 to 876 code for a protein of 291 amino acids. The record is from RefSeq and is a predicted model, not a curated record. NCBI's taxonomy places the organism in Eukaryota, Fungi, Ascomycota, Sordariomycetes, Hypocreales, Nectriaceae. The transcript is spliced from 3 exons.